Oppia nitens is the source of this 1474-nucleotide messenger RNA. Its product is annotated as putative inorganic phosphate cotransporter. The coding region runs from base 47 to 1474 and encodes 475 amino acids. The record is from RefSeq and is a predicted model, not a curated record. The transcript has 10 exons. Gene Ontology annotation, molecular function: transmembrane transporter activity. NCBI's taxonomy places the organism in Eukaryota, Metazoa, Arthropoda, Arachnida, Sarcoptiformes, Oppiidae. Gene Ontology annotation, biological process: monoatomic anion transport; transmembrane transport.
CUGGAUAGUGGCCAUACUGGCACUGUUAUCAACAUUCAACCUAUACAUGUGCCGAUAUAAUCUAAGCAUAUCUAUUGUAUCGAUGGCCAAACCGGCCACUGGCAGUGGUGGUGGCCACUCAUCAUCAUCGGUAAUAGACAACGAUCUAUGCUAUACUAGUGAUGUUGUCAAACAUAGUGGACAGUCGUCUACAAACAACAGCAGCACCGGUAGCGGUGAGUUUGAUUGGGACGAGUCUACUCAGAGCGAUAUAUUGGGCGCCUUUUUCUACGGCUAUAUAAUGCUUCAGGUGGUCGGCGGCCGGCUAUCGGAGCUGUUCGGUGCCAAAUGGAUGUGCGCCGGCGGUAUAGCCGUAUCCAUACUAAUCAAUGCCUGUACCCCGGUGAUAGCUCGUUCCCAUAUCUAUUGGCUACUAUUGGCCAGUCGUGUAGUACUCGGUCUAUCGCAAGCUUUUAUAUUUCCAUCCACUUAUGCACUGUUGUCUCGUUGGGUACCCGAUCACGAGCGCAGUACUUUCCUAUCGUUUCCCACUAUUGGCUCCAAUCUGGGAUCCAUUGCCACUACAGCCCUGUCUGGCUAUCUGUGCGAACACGGCUACGCCGGUGGCUGGCCAUCGGCUUUCUAUACGCCCGCCAUAAUAGCCAGUGUUUGGCUAAUUGUUUGGAUAAUGUUUAUCAAAAGCGAUCCGAAAGAUCAUCGAUGGAUAUCCAGUGGGGAACUGGAUGAUAGCCAUAAUAAUAAUACAAAUAAGUCAACUGUACCUCCCGUUCCCUGGUUGGCAAUACUGACAUCAAUACCCGUAUGGGCGGCAAUCGUUGUCAAGUUUACCUAUAACUGGAAUUUUGUAUUUUUACUAUUGAAACUUCCCUCAUAUUUUUCGACAGUUUUCAAUUUUUCAAUAUCUAAAAAUGGUUUAAUUAGUUCAUCAAUAUAUGCUGUACUAACUAUUAGUUUAUUUAUGUCGGGUUUUGCGGCCGACUAUUUGGUCCGCAAGAAAAUAAUGGACAAAACAAUACUUAGAAAAUGUUUUCAAUCAGUUUCAUCAAUUGGUUCAUCAAUUUGUUUGGCAGCUAUACCACUGGUCCAAUGCAAUGAUACAAUUGUUAUCGUAUUGUUAAUAAUUGGAAUGUUUAUGUUUGGCUUUAACUCCGGUGGGGACAUACCUAUAGUGGCCGAUAUGACCACCAAAUUUGCGGCCACUGUCUACUCGAUAGGCAAUACCAUAGCGUUUAUAUGCGGUUUCGUAACGCCGCUGGUCGUCGGCCAUAUUGUCGAGGCCGGCGGCGACGGCCAUCACGUACGCCGCCAAUGGGGUUAUGUUUUCUAUAUGUCCGCCGCUAUCAACACUGUCGGCGGACUGGUAUUCAUAGCUUUCGGUUCAGCCAAACAACAACAUUGGGACAAACUUGACGGCCAGUCCUCCUCCUCUCAUAUUGCCAUGCUCAUUUUGUUAGCCAUAAUUGUUUAUAUCUAA